Messenger RNA from Dichomitus squalens LYAD-421 SS1, 1857 nucleotides. RefSeq lists its product as uncharacterized. The coding region runs from base 1 to 1857 and encodes 618 amino acids. The record is from RefSeq and is a predicted model, not a curated record. NCBI's taxonomy places the organism in Eukaryota, Fungi, Basidiomycota, Agaricomycetes, Polyporales, Polyporaceae. Gene Ontology annotation, molecular function: protein binding. The transcript is spliced from 2 exons.
AUGUCCGCCCUCAUUUUGCCCGACACAAACCACACUCUCCUCGCGGCUGGCGGACAGGAGGCCGAGCUGCAUCUCUCUUACUAUGACUCAUCCGACAGUUCGACGUCAACAUCAUCUCGCUCUACUCGUAGCUGUUCGCGAGGCUUCGGUCGCCGGCUGUGGGAGAGCAAAUACAUUCUCGAGAACAGCUCGAUCAAUAAUUCUGUCAUGCUCACUUCGAUGAGCUUCUCUCGCUCACAUCAGAGCGCGGCCGAACCACGGAUUGUUGUGAGCAACAAUGACCGGACGGUCAAGUUCUUCGACAUCGCUAUCCGCAACGGGAAGGCUGUCGAUGAUUAUGAACCGCGCCUUCUAGAUAUCGGUCAACUGCAUCUUGAUGUGCCUGUAAAUCACUCUUCCAUCUCUCCUGAUGGGCGUACCCUCCUGUGCGUCGGAGACUCGCCCGAUGUCUACCUGCACAGAAUCACCGGAGGCUCGCGGAUCACGUUCUCACCCAUCGCUACGCUCUCGCUGUCAUCAUACAUCCAACACUCGCACGAAGCUACGGGCGGCCUGUCACAAGUGUCAUCCAUCCCGGCGUCCUUCUCUAGCGCGUUCUCCGCCGACGGGUCUAAGUUUUCCGUAGCAUCACAAGAAGGCGUCGUUGUCGUUUGGGACGUCCGGAGCACGAAGCCCCUCAAGGUCUUUAACACGGACAAGUCCCGAGCCGGGUUCUCUGCGCGGAUAGCGACAGGAGCUGCGAGUGGAUGGCUGUAUGAUGCCCCGUGGGACUGGGCGCGCGGCGGUGCGCGGGCACCGGGCUGGGGUGUGCGAAGCGUCAAGUUCAGCCCGCCUGGCGUAGGCCGGGAGGUGAUGACUUUCACAGAGGUAUGUCAAAGCCAUGCGGAGUAUCGCGGCAACAUGGGAGAUUUUAUUGACCGCGACGUCUCUCCUUGCCAGCACACAUCAUUACUACACGUUAUAGACGCGCGCACAUUCGAGACGGAGGAAAUUGUCCGGCUGCCCAACUUCGAAUCACCGUCCCUGUAUCAGCCACCUCCUUCCGCACGUCCACGCUCGACGUCACCUACGCUCCGAUCAUCAACAACCCGCUCGUCAACUUCGUCUUCCGAUCCGCUCGCGCCCCCACGUAUCGUCCUCUUCAGCGGUGCGCUCGAGGACACGUUCCGGAUACCGUCCUCUGAUAGCCCCUUCACCUGGCGAACGUCCCGCAGAGCGCGUCGCCUAGCCAGCAGAGAUGAUGCCUCCCCUGAAGAAGAUCCGGAGAGUAUUCUCGUCAUCCCUCCUCUCGGAGACCGCGAAGUCGAGAAUGACGUCCGGCGUUUGCUCGGCCGCCACGGUAUGCGCCGCACGGCCGUCCUCGACCCCGAGACGGACCCGCGCGAGCCGCUCGAGAGCGCCACGGCAACUGCAUCGGAAGGCGGGCGCGAUCGCGAAGGCGACGAGAUGGACGUGGACGAGCUCGAGAGCGACUGCGUGUCGUCGCACGCGCCUUCGCGGGCCGGCUCCCCCGCGCCCGCGUCUCAGAUGUCGCUGCAGUCGUCCGGGACGCGCGCCCUGGAGCUCCUGCGCUCCCGCCCGACGCUGCUCGCGCGCCGAGAGAGCUCGGGGCCGUACGCGGCGUCGAGGUGGGGCGUGUCUUCCUCCGCGUCGUCGUCGUCAGCGAGGAGGCAUCGGAGGGGGACGGGCCAGGGGCGUGAUCCGCGGGGCGAGGAAGGAGAAGAGGAGCAGGACAUCGCGGGGGUGUGCUUCGACCCGACGGGCACGUUCGUGUACGUUGCGAGCGCGAAGGGCAUUGCCGAGUGGAGGGUGAGGGGUGCGGAGCAGCGAUGGUGGACGGAGCCUCAGUGGGCGUAG